AAAAUUACCCACGACGCCGCAAUUCACGGUGAUGUAUGCGGCUCAGCCCGCGUGUGCUUGCCAUUCCGAAGGGCUUUAGGGGAUUUGUCAACAAUCGUUGAACCCUGCGAAUACGACGAUCUGACAUUUAUCAUUAUCCCAUAAUAAAUCACCACCGUACCUUCACUCAUCUCAUCAGCGCAUUCGUAUUCUCUUGCGCUCACAUCAUCACAUCAAUCGACCCCUUCUUCCACGCAAAGCAUCUCCAGUUUCUCCGUCAGCGGUCUUGCACCACGCGACCUGCAUCUGUUCUACCAGUGAGGAACCUCAGGCGACUUGCGGCCGCACAGUCCCGCCUUCAUUGAACAGCCCACGACUGCGAAAACGCCUCACAUUGGCCCAGACGGGCCCGUCACACCAUCAUGGCCGUAUUCGAUGGGAUAAAGAAGCGGUUUCCAGCGUCUCAGACACUACCUUCGCUGAAAUCUUUACAAAACUCAUCCGCAAAAGAUGGCUCAGAUAGAAUGUCGCCGCGUUUAUCAUUCCUGAAAAGGCGGAUACGACUACGAGGGAACAGCAAGUUCAGCGUUCCAUUAUAUCUGGUGCUACUAUUUCCAUUGAUCUUGUUGGUGUUGAUCGUCUUCCUCGUGCGCAAUCCUUCAGCUCGAGGCGGAAGGCUGAUCUCAGCUGGCGCACCGCCCGAGAUCCGCAAAAUCAACGAGAAGCACGACAAGGUCUUCGCGACAGGCUGCACGGAUCCCGUCGUCAACGCGCAAGGCCCUCGCGCAAAUGCUGUAUUUGUCGUCCUAGCUAGGAACAAGGAGUUGGAUGGUGUUAUUGAAAGUCUCAAGAGCAUGGAGCGGCAUUUCAACCGUUGGUUCAACUAUCCAUAUGUGUUCUUGAACGACGGAGAGUUCAAUACCACAUUCAAAGAGACCGUCAGAAACCACACCAGCUCCACCGUCGAGUUUGGUAAAAUUGGCCCCGAGCACUGGGGUUUCCCGAACUGGACGGACGCGAAUGUCGCAAAAGAGGGAAUUCGAAAGCAAGGGGAUCAAGCUAUUAUGUAUGGCGGGAUGGAGUCGUACCACCACAUGUGUCGGUUCUACUCGGGAUUCUUCUAUAAGCACGAAUUGCUACAAAAGUACGAUUGGUACUGGCGUGUGGAGCCGGAGAUUAAAUAUUUCUGCGACAUGACCUACGAUCCCUUCGUCUAUAUGGAGCGCAACAACAAAACUUACGGCUUUACGAUUGCUGUGAAGGAGCUCAAAGAGACGGUGCCGAACAUCUUCCGCUAUGCAUCCGCGUACAAACGCAAAUACAACAAGAAGUCGCAAGGACUCUGGGAGAUGUUUGUUGAGCCCAAGGAAGGUUUCAACCAGGAUGGAACGCCAAAGAAGGACUACAAAAAAGAGGAGAAGAAGAAGGAAGAGCACUAUCCGCCUGGACAAGCACCGUUGCCGGACAUCGAUCCCGAAGCUAUGGAAGGUGAAGUCUACAACAUGUGUCAUUUCUGGUCCAACUUUGAAAUCGCGCGUCUGGACUGGUUCCGAAGCCAGGAAUACAACGACUUCUUCAACAUGAUGGACAAAUCCGGCGGAUUCUGGAUGGAACGAUGGGGUGACGCCCCCAUCCAUUCCCUCGCCGCCGGCGCCCUCCUCUCGAUCAAACAAGUCCACUACUUCCGCGACUACGGCUACCGCCACACCACCAUCCAGCACUGUCCCGCCAACGCGCCCGCCCGCCAACUCCCACACAUCCCCUGGCUGGAAAAGACCACCAAGGAUGCCAAAGCGCGGAAAGAGGAGGAUGAUUACUGGGCCAAGCCCGACCCGGUGCAGGAGAAUGGCGUCGGAUGUAGGUGUCGCUGCGAUACGGAUAUCGUCGAGGUCGAGACCAAAGAGGGUAGUUGUAUCCCGGAAUGGGUCGAGGUCGCUGGUGGUUACAUUACCCCUGAGGGCCCGGAGAAGUGAAAUUUCUCCGCUCACGUACAGUCGUGUUGCGGGAAGAGGAGAAGAGAUGAUUGCGAUCGUCGAUUUGCUGUCGUGGUUGUCGCUGACGUCGGUGUUAUGAGAGGUGGAUGGGGGAAAAUGGCGUUUUUACUAGGAAGAAUACCACAUCUUGAAGGCCUGUUUUUCCUCCCAGGCGGUGCUGCGCGAAAAGCAGAAGCCCUCCUUUACCCAUCACGUUCUUCAUGUUUUCUUCUCUUCUCGCGAUCGCGUCACUCACGUUUUACAAUAUUCCCACAGGCAUCUGUGCAAGCCAUCCAUGUAUGAAUGCAAUUUUGACGGCAAGGAUUUCUCAGACGAAGUCAAUCUCAGAAACGUCGCCAGAAAAUUAUUAAGAAUUUGUUUGGGGAGAAUUUUGCCUAUCUAGGAUUUCACAGAGAGAGAGAAUGUGUAGUAUACACGUGGUUUUUGUAGUUGUUUGAUUGUCGACCAAAUCAUGCCCAGCGCGCGUG
This is a messenger RNA of Dissoconium aciculare CBS 342.82, 2440 nucleotides long. Its product is annotated as glycosyltransferase family 15 protein. The record is from RefSeq and is a predicted model, not a curated record. The transcript is spliced from 2 exons. Gene Ontology annotation, cellular component: membrane; Golgi apparatus. NCBI's taxonomy places the organism in Eukaryota, Fungi, Ascomycota, Dothideomycetes, Mycosphaerellales, Dissoconiaceae. Gene Ontology annotation, biological process: cell wall mannoprotein biosynthetic process; protein N-linked glycosylation. Gene Ontology annotation, molecular function: alpha-1,2-mannosyltransferase activity. The coding region runs from base 402 to 1952 and encodes 516 amino acids.